AUGCCGACAAUCAAGCAAACAGCGCCCAUACGGCCACCUACGGGCGUGGAUGCCUCUCAGACUCGACCACCGAAUGUGAAAUAUGUCUACGGACUGACAGCAUUUGUCUCACUCGGUGCAUUGCUCUUUGGUUACGAUCAAGGUGUCAUGGGGUUGAUCGUCGCCGAUCGCAGGUGGAGGAACUUGAUGAACCCUGCCAACUCUUGGGUCACCGGAGCCGUGGUCUCUCUAUACGAUAUCGGCUGCUUCCUAGGAGCAAUGUCCAUCGGUCUUCUAGCCGAUCGCUGUGGUCGAGAACGCUCUCUGAGCUUAGCCAGCAUCGUCUUCAUCAUCGGUGCGAUCAUCCAAGCUGCUUCUUACGACGUCCCGACAAUCACUGUAGGCAGGAUCGUUCUCGGAUGGGGCGUCGGACUCUGCAGUGGUGGUGUGCCGCUGUACAUUGCAGAGAUUGCUCCUCCGAAGAUCAGAGGUCGUAUCAUUGCCAUUGAGCAGAUGGUGUUGUGCUUCGGCGAGCUGGUUGCUUUUUGGUUGAACUACGGCUUCAACUACCUCACCAUUGACUCGUGGUGGCGAAUCCCCCUGGCAAUCCAGGUUCUGCCAGCCGCCAUCCUCGGUAUCGGCUGCUGGUACUACGUUCCGCCUUCGCCCCGCUGGCUCGUUGCUCAAGACCGUCUGGAGUGCGCAUUGGAGGUUCUGACUCGACUGCACGGUACCGAAGCGGCGGAGGCCGAGAUGCAGGACAUUCGUCGGCAAGACCAGUUCGAGAAGGUCGUCACUGAAGCAACCUGGGCUGAUAUGUUCCGUACGCCGGUGCUGCGUGUAACUUUGCUUGGGAUGGGAAUCCAGUUCUUCCAGCAGAUUACCGGCACGAACUCGAUAUUGUACUACACUCCAUCGCUAUUCGAAAAAGGCGGCAUCACCAACCCCAAGACAGCGAACCUCUGCACCGGUGGCGUUGGCAUCGUUCUAUUCGUCUCCGCCUGGAUACCCAUAUUCUUCUUCGACCGUCUGGGCCGUAGGACCUGGCUCAUGUUCGGGACGGUGGGCAUGGCUUGCGCAAUGAUCGGCAUUACUGUCCUGCAAUGGCACGCCGAAAACAACCCUGGAGACUCUGGCAAUUACGCUAUCAUCGCCUUUCCGUACCUGUUCUAUCUAAGCUUCAACGUCAGCUGGGGCGUGGGUAGUUGGACAUACGCAGCAGAAAUCUUCCCCCUCUCCAUGCGAGCCAAAGGCAACGCCCUAAGCACCAUGACUCUCUGGAUCGCAUGCUACAUCGUCGCGCAAGUGUCCCCGCCCAUUGCGGACGCCAUCGGCUGGGGUCUAUACAUCAUCUACUCCUGCAUCUGCGUCGUGGCGUUCAUGUUUGUGAAGUUCGCCAUGGUCGAGACGAAGGGACGAACGCUAGAGGAGAUGAGCAGGAUCUUUGGAAUUGAGGGGCGGCUUGUGCAGAGAAGUGGAAUUGAUGUUGAUGAUGCUGCUGAUUUGAAGAAGGGGGUGGAGGUCGUGAUGCACGAUGAGGGGCGGGGGGAGAUGAAGUGA
Molecule: messenger RNA, 1539 nt
Organism: Saxophila tyrrhenica
Lineage: Eukaryota; Fungi; Ascomycota; Dothideomycetes; Mycosphaerellales; Extremaceae
Exons: 6
Coding region: 1-1539 (512 amino acids)
Biological process (GO): carbohydrate transport; transmembrane transport
Cellular component (GO): membrane
Molecular function (GO): carbohydrate:proton symporter activity
Source: RefSeq, a predicted model, not a curated record